AUGGAUGUGCCGAAGGUUGCUCUUGUAUUGCUAAGCCCUGCAACAGACGUAUAUUUUCGUCUAUUACAGAUGCGUCCAACGCUAACUUUACGAGAGCAUCCCUAUUCUAUAUUAAUUAAUGCAAGCAAAGACAGCGUAAUACCCUUAGACGAUUCUAUCCGGCUUGUAGAGACAGCAGACAUAGGAAGCUGCAGAUUAGAAGUUGUAGACGACGAUCAUACCUUCAACUCGUUAACUUCUGAAGAUUUCAAGGGAUGGGUUGAGGAAGCUUAUCAGAAAGGUGCAGAAGCAGCAGAAAAAGAUGCAGCAGAAGGAGGCAAGAAGCACUUUGAUGUGUCUCUCUUUGUUGCGAAUUCUGCUGCAGCAGAAGAGAGCAAUCAGCAGCAGCAAACCACCGAAGUCUGA
Molecule: messenger RNA, 405 nt
Organism: Eimeria acervulina
Lineage: Eukaryota; Apicomplexa; Conoidasida; Eucoccidiorida; Eimeriidae
Exons: 3
Coding region: 1-405 (134 amino acids)
Source: RefSeq, a predicted model, not a curated record